AUGAGUGAAAAACCUGAACUUGUAUCCGAAACGGAAUCUGAAGACGACCACAGAUACGAGGACACUGAAGAUGUUCUUUUGGGCUCAGAGGAUGCCCCUACUAGUGCAGCAGCCGAAGAAGUUGCUGGAAACACAUCGACCAUCUCCAUUGGCACUGCCAAAGCCGACGACGAUGAACUUCCCGCCACUCCCAAGCCAACUUCGCCCACGUCACUGAAAGUGACACCUGGAUCUUUCCCUGGAGCUGCGGGGGCAGAUGAGGACUCCACCACCACGCCCUCGGCCACGUCGCCCUCUGCUAACGUUCUCAACUCCGACGGAGAAUCGCUAACACCUGGCACUUUCCCCGAUGCCACAUAUGACCAGACCCCCUCACCCGUAUCAUCGGCUCCUCCUCCUCCGCUACCCCAUCGGCCCGCCACCCACGGCGACGGUGGAGCAGCCUCUGCUCGAGGAGAAACUCCCCCCACACUUCCUCCUCGGCAGGGAGCUCCCAGUCUGCCACCACGAAAGCGGUCAGCCUUCUCGUGGUUCCUGGGCAACAAGAGCCAGACCAGUCUCAAGAGCGAGGACAACAUCACGGCACUGGCCAACAGCCACCGUGCCAACGCCCAGCCCGCCAAGGUCGAUGAGAAGAUUGUGGCCGAGGGCUACGGUCUCAUGUACAGCCGAAUGCAACAGAACCAGGACAGCCUGAGUGAAAAGGAGGAACGGGAGCGACAGGCGGUGUUGCAGGCUGGCGAGCUACUGCAGGAGGACUUCCGACAGUUGCGACAGAAGGAGUCGCUGGAAAACCCCUUCAUUGACUGGGACUUUUGGAGUCGGGUCAUUGAGGACUACGCAACCGUGGCCAAGGAGCACCCUAAACAGCUCAAGGAGGCUAUUAGCGCCGGAUUCCCCACAGAAUUACGGUCUAUAAUCUGGCAGAUUAUCACAAGCUCUAAGAACGCUGCUCUGCAAGACUUCUACACUGAAAUCCUCAAGGAGAGCACUCCCCACGAGAAGGCCAUCCGACGAGAUCUGUCUCGAACGUCGUUUGUCAUGGAGACCUCUCCCGACUCUCUAUACAACGUCAUCAAGGCAUACAGUCUGUUUGACCCCGAGGUGGGAUACACACAGGGCAUGGCGUUUGUCACGACCCCUCUGCUACUGACCCUCAACGAGGUGGACGCUUUCUGCCUGCUAGUGCGGCUGCUCAAGGACUACGAGCUCAGAACAAUGUUCCUGCAGGAAAUGCCCGGACUGCAUCUGAAGCUGUACCAGUUUGACAGGCUGUUGGAAGACCAGGUCCCGUCUGUGCAUAUCCAUUUGACCCGCCAGGGAGUCAAGUCGUCCAUGUACGCCUCUCAGUGGUUCCUUACGCUGUUUGCAUACAAGUUCCCUCUAUCAAUGGUGCUACGAAUCUUUGACAUCAUCAUGACCGAGGGUAUCGAGGCCAUUCUCAAAUUUGGAGUGGCUUUGAUCCGGAAGAACGCCGACACAAUUUUGGCUCUCAAAUUCGACCAUCUGCUGCCCUUCCUCAAGGAGUCUAUUUUCGACGUCUAUAGAGAGGGGGCUGGAGAUGUGUUCCGAGUCAACGAGUUUGUGCGGGAUGCCAUGGACGUGAAAAUACACCCUCUGUUGCUACACAAGUACCAGGAGGAGUAUCUCGAGAUCAACCGUCUUGAGCGGGAGCGAUUGGAGGAGGUUGAGGCUCUGCGACUUGCCAACGGUCAACUGACUCUGCAGGUGCGACGAAUCGAGUCGACUCUGGUGGCUCUCGAGAAGGAGCAUAUUGAGGUUGCUAACGAAAUGGUACAGGGCAAGGUCAAGCUUGCAUCUCUGCAAGACGAGAAUGAGACUCUGAACAUGCAGGUGAGCGAGAUGAGACGAAUCACUGGUGACGAGGAUCUUGAGGCUCUGAUGGAUCUCAGACAGGACAACGAGCGUCUGGUUGCUGAGAAUGAGCAGCUGCAGUCGCAAAUGACGGAGAUGAAGCAGGAGCUCGACGAGAUUCGGGGAAAGCAUGGCGAGCUUGAUGCCCAGCACACCAAUCUCAAAUCCAAAUGGGGCGACAUGCGCAAGCUUUUGGAUGCCAUGCCCCAGGAAUAG
Yarrowia lipolytica CLIB122 is the source of this 2091-nucleotide messenger RNA. RefSeq lists its product as uncharacterized. The record is from RefSeq and is a predicted model, not a curated record. Lineage: Eukaryota; Fungi; Ascomycota; Dipodascomycetes; Dipodascales.